Molecule: messenger RNA, 649 nt
Organism: Toxorhynchites rutilus septentrionalis
Lineage: Eukaryota; Metazoa; Arthropoda; Insecta; Diptera; Culicidae
Gene: Gpb5
Product: thyrostimulin beta-5 subunit
Exons: 2
Coding region: 96-575 (159 amino acids)
Biological process (GO): G protein-coupled receptor signaling pathway
Cellular component (GO): extracellular region; cytoplasm
Molecular function (GO): hormone activity
Source: RefSeq, a predicted model, not a curated record
UGAUGAGUGAAUUGGAUUAAUAGCAAGCGCCAAAUCAAUUUUCAGCAAUCAACACAUUUUUGUUUCAAAUUCAAGUGACAAAGUUUUGUGUAAUCAUGAUUAACAUUAUCACGAUAUGGGUUCUAACGAUUAUUGCGUGUGCACUGAGUGCCGAAGAAAACGUCGGAUUCAGUAAGCGGGGCCUCAUGUUGGGUUGCCACAAGCGUGUUUUCACCUACCGUGUUUCACAAACGGACAGUAAAGGGCGCGAGUGCUGGGAUCAUGUUAGUGUUUGGUCCUGUUAUGGGCGGUGUGAUUCAAAUGAAAUCUCAGACUGGCGAUUCCCGUACAAACGGUCUCACCAUCCGGUAUGUGUGCACGCCGGACGAACACGCUCAGUGGCUACACUGAGGCACUGCCACCCGGAAGCCGAUCCAGAGGCAAGGAUGUACGAAUAUAUGGAACCGAAGGCGUGCAGCUGCCAGACUUGUACCAGUAUGGAUACCAGUUGUGAAGGGCCGAAACAACUGAACACAGACGCGGUGACAAAGAUUUUCCAAAUUGACGAUGAGGAAACCGAAAAUGAAUACAUAUAAAUUUGCAUUCUUGGUGUAAUAUAUGCAAUGGUGGCCAACAAUAUAACAAAUUGACGAAAUAAGAUAUUUCUGCU